GGCACUAUCCGCAAAGUCCAAACCAUUCGCCUCCGCCACCGCCGGCUGCACACUCGCCGAGCAGCCGCUCACCGAUCGAGAGCAUGCAGCCACCGUGCCUGGGCGCGUGCGGGGGCAGCCCCGCCGUCCUGGGCGCCAGUGCGCACUGCCACCGCCCCUCCACCUCCAGGGCUACCAUCCGGUGCGCCGCCCGGGGCGGGAAGGCGUCGUCGAGGGGGAAGGAGAACGUCUGGAGCGUAGACAACGAACGCGCCGCCGAGCAGAAGGGUCGGUCCCAAAAGAACCACCGCGGGCGGAGGCGCCCGGGAGGGCGCAGCAGGGCGCCCCCGCCGCCGGGGAGUAGGAAGGAGAAUGACGCGGGCUCGAGGGUUCUGGUCUCCGGAGCCAUGCUGGUGGAGGUCGAGACCGUGCUCCAGACCCAGGAAUCUGUAUUAAGGCCUUCCUGGGAUACAUUUGCGAGUAGCUUAAGUGGCGUAUGGAAGGGUGUCGGAGCUGUGUUCUCACCAAUCACAGCAGAGAUGGAACCUGUUGGACUAGGAAGCAAACAGGAGUAUCUUUAUGAUUGCUACACUCUUUCUCGCAUUGAGAAGUCGUAUGAUAGUGUUCAUGGGACCGAGAUCCAAAGGAAGACAAAUUGGGUGCAGCUCAAUCCUCAUGGGGAAGCUGAGAAGCAGAGUGCCAGCGAUGAUGAAUGGAGUCAUGGUAUCUCCAGUGGGACUGUUGAUUUACCUGCGCAUGAAUAUUUUGAUCUUAAAAAGAGCGAUGUACUUGAUGAAGAUGUUAUGAUUGAAGAACCAGGGAUUGUAUUUUUUGAGGAUGGAUCAUACUCUAGAGGUCCACUUGAUAUAGAAAUCGGCGAAUAUGAUGAAUCUAAAUACUUCCUCUCACCAACGUAUCAGUUUGAGCAAAGUCUGGUCAAAGGAUGCCACAAAAGACUGCGUAUUGUGCAUACCAUUGAAUUCAAUGAAGGAGGAGCGAAUAUACAAACCGUAAGGGUUGCUGUGUAUGAAGAAAAAUGGGCUAGCCCAGCAAAUAUCCAUGUUGAAGAUAUUACCCCUGUUGACGUCAGACCUUUCUCUCAAAGAAAGCGGACGAAACCAUCAGAAUUGACAGGCCCCUGGAAAGUAUAUGAAGUCAGUGCAACACCAAUUUUCAGUGAGAAAGUAAAAGAAAUAGAGGGUGGAGCCGCCUUUGUAUACUUGUGCAUGGAGACCAUGAAGAAGAGAACCUUGCCAGAGAGCUCUGUUUUCUUCGGGGAGGAGGAGAUGCUCGAUAUGCAAGACGUGACUAUACUUUGGUUGCCUGGAGGCGUCACCGCCUAUGUUGACGUAGAUAAAGAUGGUAUACUCUGCAUCGGAGUUAGUUGGUACUCGGAGGAAGGGAUUAAUCUGGUGAUGGAGAGGGACUAUGGAACUGACGGGAAGCUCAGGGAAGUUCGGACGAAAACUGAAAUCAAGCGCAGAUUGCCGAUACAAUGUUUGCUUAGCUUGAUCGUUGGAGAACAUGGGUGGACCUGGACCAUGGUCAUGCCUCGUGGAGCAGAUGCAGGAAGUCCAGCUUUGGAAGAUGCAACCAAGGAAGAGUGCCUACAAAGAUUACAGAACCGGAUUGAGGUGCCUUAUGAUAGUCAAAAUAGAGAACAUCAGGAAGCACUCAAAGCCCUUUGGCAUGCUUCUUUUCCUGGGACUGAACUUCUAGGACUAGUAUCAGAUCAAUGGAAGGAGAUGGGAUGGCAAGGGAAAGAUCCAUCCACAGAUUUCAGGGGUGGUGGCUUUAUCUCUUUGGAGAAUUUACUUUACUUCGCUAAGAACUAUCCAAAAUCCUUCGAGGAGCUCCUUUGUAAGCAAAAUGGUGACAGAGCAUUAUGGGAAUAUCCAUUUGCUGUAGCUGGAGUAAAUAUUACAUUUAUGCUCAUUCAGAUGCUUGAUCUUCAAGCAGCUAAGCCAAGGUCUUUGAUUGGAGCAGUGUUCCUAAAUCUACUUAUAGAAAACGAUCGAGCUUUUGAUAUUCUUUACUGCAUAACCUUUAAGCUGAUGGAUCGGAAAUGGCUUGAAAUGCACGCCACAUAUAUGGAUUUUAAUACUGUUAUUAAAUCCACACGGCGCCAGCUUGAGAGAGAGCUAUUACUUGAAGAUAUUCAGCAAAUUGAGGACAUGCCGUCAUACGGGUUUCUUGCCCGUUAGCAACUGAAGUCUUGCCUAACAUCGCCACGUGUAGUAAAGUUCUUGACACAUGCUUCUAAAGAGUGGAAUGUAGGAAUCAGGGACUCGUGCUUGUGUGGUUUUCGCUAUCGUGCUUAGGUACUCUGAUAUCCUGAGCGCAUGUUUGGGUCUUCUUGGAUCUGACCUCUAGAGUAACUGGCUACCUGAACAGCAGUUGGGCCAUGCUAGUGCCGGUAGGAUGUACUUUCGGAAACAAUUUGUCCUGGCGCGGAGUCUUCGUGCUAGGAAUUACGUAGUAAGUUCUGAAACUCCUCAGUACUCAAGACAACUUUGUAGCCAAGUGCAUAAAUGAUAUUGGUGCACUCUUGUUUUGCACUAAACACACACGUUUUGUGUGAUUUAUCCA
Triticum aestivum (bread wheat) is the source of this 2568-nucleotide messenger RNA. Its product is annotated as ELMO domain-containing protein A. Lineage: Eukaryota; Viridiplantae; Streptophyta; Magnoliopsida; Poales; Poaceae. Bases 84 to 2183 code for a protein of 699 amino acids. The transcript has 13 exons. The record is from RefSeq and is a predicted model, not a curated record.